Molecule: messenger RNA, 429 nt
Organism: Lathyrus sativus (Indian pea)
Lineage: Eukaryota; Viridiplantae; Streptophyta; Magnoliopsida; Fabales; Fabaceae
Source: the annotation of a GenBank genome assembly
AUGGAUCCCAACCAAUGGAAUCCUUAUUAUAAUUAUUUACCAACUCCCACUGGUGACAGUUCUCAAAAUUUUCAAAUGUGUCCGCGACCAUCGCUCCCUAUUGGUGACGGUUUUCAAAAUCUCCAAUCUUUUAUGUUUCAAUCACCACCAUUCUCUACCAGCAACAAUUCUCAAUAUACCCGACCGUUUAUGUUUCAACCACCACCAACCAUCGACAUUGUAGAGUCUCCUAACGUUGAAUCCGAAUCACCAAUUGGGUCCAUUACAGAUUCUCAAGUGCCAGGCAACUCCACUCAGGAUGGUCUAGAAAAUAUUACUUUUACGGAAGAAGGAGAACGUUCAACCCAAAAAAAACAGCGUCUCAGGUUCUUAGAAGAAGAAGAUAGUUGCUUAUUCAGACAUGGCUUAACAUUUCCAAAGAUUCAAUAG